CCAGAAUAUAAUAAAGAAUUCAAUGAACCUGAAGAAGUGCUUAAUCUCUCCACUAAUCAUUGGAUUGAAAGAAAAGGAAAAUUAUAUAAUAGAUUGUUAUGUGAAGGAUAUAAAUAUGCCAGAGAUCUUACGCAUUAUUUAGAAGAUAUUCCACCAAUCGAUUUAGAUGAAUACGGUACAAUCUACCCCCUAGCUGACUUUUAUUAUCCUGCUCUGAUACCACCCCUUUCUAUUUUAGCCCAAAGAGGAGACAUAUGUAGAAGAUGUCCGAUUACUAUAUCAUCUAUUGUCGAAGGAGAAAUGAGUCUUUUCACUAUAGAAAGAAAUAGAAAAACGUCUUUAGAUAACUUGAUCAAGAUGAAUUACUCCAGCUUAUCUGCAUUAUUAAAAAUGUGUUGGGAUA
Messenger RNA from Racocetra persica, 403 nucleotides. NCBI's taxonomy places the organism in Eukaryota, Fungi, Glomeromycota, Glomeromycetes, Diversisporales, Gigasporaceae. The record is from the annotation of a GenBank genome assembly.